AUGUGUAAACAGAAAAAUAAAUCAUUAUUUUUCUAUAAAAUUUAUGCGUUCACAGUUUUAGUAUUGGCGUGGAAGAAUUCGCAUGAAGAGCCAAAUAAUUUUCAUAAAUUAUGGGAUAAAGAAACUAACCGAAAGAACUUACACUCAUUAAGAGCUCGAAGAUUAUUAAUGGGAAAAGAAGAUUUAGAACACCAACAAAGGUAUUCUUCUUUAAAAGAACAAAUAUCAAAAUUAGUAAAUGAAGACAAUGAUGAAUUUGAUAGACGCAUAAGUGAAUCAUUCCAAGAUAACAAAUUUAAGGACCAAUUUAGUGAAUUACUGCAUGCCUCUGAAAGUUUUGGAGAUAUGUAUAAUUCACUCGAAUUUGGUGAUUAUUUAAAAAAAAAACUUAGUGAAUUAGAAUAUAAUGAUAAUUUUGAAAUGAGAAAUAAUAUGAAAGGAAGAAAUUUUCAUAAAAUUUUGAAGGUUAAUAGCAUAGUACAAGAUAACCAAAAAUUAAAAAAGAAUAAAUUAUUAAAAAAAACAGAUUCGUACAAUCUAUCAGAAAUGUCAAAUUAUUUAAAAGCUAAUAAUUCUAAUGAUUAUGAUCCUCUUGAACAUAAAAUAAAGCGUAGUAAAUUUGUACAAUUUAUGGGAAGGCAUAAAACAUUACCUCCUGUCCUGGUAAUCUUGUUCGGUUCAACAAUUCCAUUGAUGGCAACAGCAACAGCAACAGUAGCAGCAGCAGCAGCAGCGAGUGCUGGUAUAAUUACUUCCUUGGGUGCUUUAAUGGGAAUUUACCAUUUGUUUAAUAAAAAAAAAUACAGUAAAAAAAAAACAGCUUUAAAUGUAAACAAUUCCUACAAAAAAUGUUUACAAUAUUAG
Molecule: messenger RNA, 864 nt
Organism: Plasmodium malariae
Lineage: Eukaryota; Apicomplexa; Aconoidasida; Haemosporida; Plasmodiidae
Product: Plasmodium exported protein, unknown function
Exons: 2
Coding region: 1-864 (287 amino acids)
Source: RefSeq, a predicted model, not a curated record